This is a messenger RNA of Fusarium oxysporum Fo47, 627 nucleotides long. RefSeq lists its product as uncharacterized. The transcript is spliced from 3 exons. Bases 1 to 627 code for a protein of 208 amino acids. Gene Ontology annotation, molecular function: protein binding. NCBI's taxonomy places the organism in Eukaryota, Fungi, Ascomycota, Sordariomycetes, Hypocreales, Nectriaceae. The record is from RefSeq and is a predicted model, not a curated record.
AUGGCUGGAGAUGAAGAGCACGAUGGCGCCACCGUCCAGGAAAUCCUGAUCGAAGCCUGCCGCCGAAACAACCUUGAUCUUCUCAACGACUGUCUCGAGGACAAGUCCGAUGCCGAGAUCUCAAAGCUCCUCAACGAGACCACAACUGUCAUGGGCAACCAUCUCUACCACGAAGCCGCCUCUCGCGGAAACUACGAAAUUAUUGACCACCUCCUCGACCAGCCCGAAUUCGAGUGCGAUCCCAUCAACCGUUCAGAAGGUGACACACCUCUUCACAGCGCCAUUCGUUGGAUCAACUCAGAGCCGCCCGCGCAGCGACCCUUCGGCAACGCCCUCGUCGAGAUGAUGCUUGAGGCCGGCUCCAGCACACGAGUCAAGAACAAGGCCCGUCUUACCCCCUACCAGCUUGUCGAUCCUACAAACACAGAACUCCGCGAAAUCAUUCAGAAGCAUGAGUAUGCGAACCAAAAUGCUGGAGACUUUAUCAAUGUCAACAACUCGACGAGCCAUGGUGGGGCCGUGCUCGAUGUUCCAGACGACAGUGAUGAUGAUGCUGAGUUCAGUGGAAGUGAUGAAGAGGAGAGAGCUGAGUGGGAGAGGAGGCGGAAGGAGAAGCAACGCAAAUAG